UUCCGCCAAUAUAUUCUUUCAGUUCACCGUUACUUCUUCGCCGUGAGGAUUCCCGCCGCCUUUACUCAUAUUCUGCUCAAUUAGGGCUUCCACCGGCAUUUUUGUCGUCCCUUUUUCGAGAAUCGACGUUAGCCACCUCGACAGAUUCUAUGUUAGGGUUUCUAUAUUGAGUGUUGAUUUGAUAUUGCUGUUUCUUAUUUGAUUCAGAGGGUUUUGUGUUCUAUUGUUAUUUUUUAUUUUCCGGUAAGGAUUUUGUUGGGCUGCGGUGAUGCCGCGAAGUUCAAGGCACAAAUCUAGCAAGCAUAGUUAUAGGGAUGAUAGGGACUACUCAGAUUCGGAGAAAGAGUCGAGCUUAAAGGAGGAGAAAAAGAGUAAGGAAGAGAACAGUGGUAGGUUUUCAAAGGAUCCUGGAUCGGUUGAGAAGAUAAAGGUCGACUACAAGGAUACCAGCAAGUACCUAUGGAUUUCGGAGAAUGGCGAUUAUGCGGAUGACUGCAGUUCCUCAAAGCGGCACAAAGAUAAGGCGGACGAUGUAGUAAGCGACCGGUGGAAUGGUGAUGAAGAUAAUGGUAAAGGAGAGAAGAGGUCCAGGACUUCAGGUGAAUCGAAGAGUAAGAGAAGAGAGGGUGCCGAAGGGGAUGAUACAAAGAGAAGUAAAAGUGAGAUAACUAAUUAUUUCUUGGUUGUUUAGUAGCAAUGUUCCUAAAUUCGUGUUUUUUUUUAGGUACUGU
Messenger RNA from Hibiscus syriacus, 731 nucleotides. RefSeq lists its product as uncharacterized. The transcript has 2 exons. The record is from RefSeq and is a predicted model, not a curated record. NCBI's taxonomy places the organism in Eukaryota, Viridiplantae, Streptophyta, Magnoliopsida, Malvales, Malvaceae. The coding region runs from base 269 to 691 and encodes 140 amino acids.